AUGUUCAAACAGUACCGUGUUGUGUUUUUACUUAAAAGAACCAGAAUGUUUAGCAAUAAUUACACUAUGGAUAAAUUUACAACUCUUGCUUUACUUGGAGGUGUUUUACUUCGAUUAGCCGCUUUUCAAUGGAUCCCACAUCUUCCAGCUCUAUUAGAUCAGUUUGUUUUAUUUUCUACGCCCAUCAAUUCGUACAGAUCCUUGAAUGAAGGUAUUUUUCUACUUUCAAAUGACUUGAACCCAUAUAAGCAGGGAGAAAUCUUACAUCAUCCGCCUAUUUUAUUGUGGUUUUUCAAUGUCUUAAAAGGUUCCCGAAUUACUGAUAAUUUGAGUACGAAUAUAUUCUUUUCAGCUAUUGACUUGCUCAUAUGUCUUCAGUUGAUCAAGAUCAAUAGGAUGUUGAAUAAAAAAGAAGGAUUUUCGUCUUUUCAAAUCGCAGGUUUCUACAUGUUCAAUCCAUUUAGUAUUUUGUCUACUCUAGCAAAGUCGACUUAUAUUAUAAACAACUUAUUAGUCACAUGCAUGAUGGCCGAAGUGAUGACAGAUAACUUCGAACUUGCUGUUUUACUGUUGUCUAUUUCAGCAUAUUUAACUUAUUACUCAUGGUACCUUCUAAUACCAAUCGCUUACUAUGUUUACAUAAACAAUGGCUUUGGAAAAUGUUUGAAAUUGAUCAUGUUAUUUAUCUCGGCAAUUACCGUUUUACUUGGGAUCAGUUAUAAGUUAUGUGAUGAUUCAUUCAAUUUUAUUAGUUUAUGCUAUAUGACCAUCCUUAGGUUUGAAAAAAUCACUCCAAAUUUAGGAUUGUGGUGGUACUUUUUUACCGAAAUUUUUGAUUUUUUCAACAAUUUUUACUUGGCAGUAUUUAAUAUUUACAGCUUUGUUUUUGUUGUCCCACUUACCAUGAGAUUUAUUCUUUCCGACAGGAAAAUUGAUUUGCUUUUUGUGAUUUGGAUUAUUGUGGGAUUAAUCAACUUUUCAAAAGCCUAUCCCGUUCUUGCAGAUUACACUGUGUUUUACUCUGCAAUGUUUUUGUUUAAAAGAUAUUAUCACUACUUGAAAUUUAAGCCAGCGGUGAGUUUCGUUGCAUUAAUAGUGGUGCUAUUACAGUCUCCAACAUUCUAUAUUAUUUGGAUGUCACUAAAUUCAGGUAAUGCAAACUUCUUUUAUGCAAUGGGGUUGGCUCUCAGCCUUGUGGAGUCAUUAUUCCUGAGUGAUUUUAUUUGGGCGUACAUCCAAGACGAAUACUAUUCCACUCAGAAAAUUCCAGAGGAAACCAGACAUACUAAAAAGCUCACUCAGAUUUGA
Messenger RNA from Pichia kudriavzevii, 1308 nucleotides. RefSeq lists its product as uncharacterized. The record is from RefSeq and is a predicted model, not a curated record. Lineage: Eukaryota; Fungi; Ascomycota; Pichiomycetes; Pichiales; Pichiaceae. Gene Ontology annotation, cellular component: membrane; GPI-anchor transamidase complex. The transcript has a single exon. Gene Ontology annotation, biological process: protein localization to cell surface; attachment of GPI anchor to protein. Bases 1 to 1308 code for a protein of 435 amino acids.